Molecule: messenger RNA, 4305 nt
Organism: Plasmodium yoelii
Lineage: Eukaryota; Apicomplexa; Aconoidasida; Haemosporida; Plasmodiidae
Product: conserved Plasmodium protein, unknown function
Exons: 5
Coding region: 1-4305 (1434 amino acids)
Source: RefSeq, a predicted model, not a curated record
AUGCGUCACAAUAAAAAUAAAGAUAAUUUUAAAGAUUUGGGAAAAAAAAAAAAAAAUAAAAGAAGUUUGUCUCUACUUAUUCCGAAUUAUGAAAACAAUAUUAUAAAUAAUAUAAAGUUAGCUGAUAAAAUUUAUAAACUAACAAUUGCAAACAAAACAGAUGAAUCAGAUGAUGAUAAUAAUAAUAUUGAAGAAUAUAGACAAAAAUUAAAAAAUGAAAAAAAAAAAAAAAAAAACGUCCCAAAAAAUAAAACUAAAAAUUUAUAUAGAAGAAGUAUAAGUUGUGAUAACUAUGAUACUUCGGAUACAAACAAUAAUGUUAAUGAAAUUAAAACAAAUUAUAAAAAUCAAAAUAUAAAAAUUAUUUAUGGUGAUAAUGAUUAUACAAACAAUGUAAUUCUUAAUCAAUGUAAAAAUAAAACCACUAAGUUCAGAAAAACAAAUAAAGACAAAACAUCACAUAAAAAUAGUUCAAGAGGGAUUCUAAAAAAGGGAAAAGAAGAAGAAGCAGAAGAAGAUGACGAAGAAGAUGAAGAAGAUGAUGAAGAAGAUGAUGAGGAAGAUGAUGAUGAUGAUGAGGAAGAAGAUGAUGAUGAUGAGGAAGAAGAUGAUGAUGAUGAGGAAGAUGAUGAUGAUGAUGAAACGGACAGACAGAAUAGUAAGGGCAGAAACAGAGAAGAUAAAAAAUAUAUAAGAAUGAAAAAAAAAAAAAAAAGUAAAAAAAAAAAAAAGAGAUGUAUAACCAGAAUUAAAUCUAGAACCCUAAGUGAUAGUUAUUUUGAUCAAAAAAGAAAAAAAAAUAUUCGAAAAAUAAAAAGAGGGAAAUGUAUAAAUAAAUAUUUAGAGAGAAGAAGAGAAGAAUAUGUAAAAGAAUACAGUGAACCAAUAAAUAGAAAAAGUGAAAAUUAUAUAAAUUAUGAAAAUGAACAAUAUUUAAAUAAAAAUAAUGAAAGACGACGAAAAGAUGAUACAAUAAAUAUAUUUGAAGAAGAAUCUAAAAAAUAUAAUAAUAAAUUUAUAGAGUUUAAGAGAGAUAAUUCUUUAUAUAAAAAUUAUAAUAUUGUAAAAAAAGAAAUAGACAUAAAUUUUUUAUUAAAUAUGAAAGAUAUAAUUUUAAAAAUUCAUUUAAAUAUUCAAAAUAUUAAAGAAACUAUAAAACAUAAAAAUGAAUAUAUAAAAAAUUUAAUAGAUACAUCAUAUAUUAAUAUUGUAGAUAAUAUAAAAAGGAAUGAAAUAAAAAAAGAUAAUUUCUACAAACAAAUUUUUCAUGAUUUAUUUACAUUGCUAAAUGAAUUUAUAUUAAUUGAUGAUUAUACUAAGCAAUUUUUUUUUAGUAUAGAAUCUGAAAUUAGGCGAAGAUGUUUAAAUAAUAUUAAAAAUGAAUUUUUUAAUUUUAUAAAUAAAUAUCUUAAAUCUGGAGAAAAUAAAAUGAAUUACAAUUCAAAAUGGUUAAAUAUGGGUUCUAUUCAUGAUCAACAUAUUUUUAAUCAAAAUAAUAAUAUACAAAUUCAAGAUUCUGAAAAUAAAAGAAAUGCUUUAUAUUCUUCUUUAUCUAUUCAUGGAUCAAAUAACAAUAAAGAACAUCUAAUUAAAGAUAAUUCAGGAAAUAUAAUUAGAAUCAAUAAUUCAAAUUUUAUGUCAAGUAAUUACAAUAAUAUAGGAAUGAUGGGAGGAAGAAAUGGUAAUAGUAAUUAUUUUCUUUGCAAUAAAUUUUCAAAAAAUGAAGAAGAUAAUUUUGUUAAGAUAGACAGAACAAGAGAUGACUUUAUUUUGAAAAAUAGAAACUCAGAUCUACAAUCUUUUCAAAAUGACCAAGAAGAUGCAAAUAUUGAAUAUUUAAAAAAGCUUUUAAAAAAUGAAAAAGAAAAAAAUUUUAAGUUAGAACUAGAAUAUGAUGAAUUGAAACAAAAAUAUUCAAUACUUGAAAAGAAAAAGAAAAAGAAAAAAAAAGAAGCAGAGCAAGAAGAAGAAAAAAAAGAAGAAGACAGUGAGCUGUUUAAAAAUAUCUGCGCAUCAAAUAAUUAUUCACAAAAUAUAGAUAAACAAAUUUAUAAAAGCAAAUCAUUUAUUAAAUUAGAAGAAAGGAAGCUUGAGGAAUCAUCUAAACAAAUUGCUGAAGAAAAUAUUAAAUUGCUUAAAAAAAAAGAAAUAAACGAUCAAAAUAAAAAGGAGAUAGAAAAUGACAUGGACCAGAUUGAAAUGAAAAAAAAAGAAAUAGAAUCAUCGAAUGAAGAGAUAAACCGAUCAAAAAAAGAAAUAGAAUCAUCGAAUGAAGAGAUAAACAGAUCAAAAAAAGAAAUAGAAUCAUCGAAUGAAGAGAUAAACAGAGCAAAGAAAGAAAUAGAAUCCAAAAAUGAAGAGAUAAACAAAGCAAAAGAAAAAAUUGAGGUCGAAUUAUGCGCUCUUGAUAAAAAAAGAAAAGAAAUAGCAGAUGAAAAUGAUGUGAUAGAGAAAAGGGAACGAGAUAUAAUAGAUGCAAAAAAUAUGAUUGAAGAAAAGGAAAAGGAAAUAAAAGAAUUAGAUAUUUUAUUAAGUGAAAAAAAGAAAAAUUUAGAAGAUCUAGAAAAUGAAAUAAAUAAAAAAGUAGAUGGAAUAAAAGAAGUAAGAAAAGAGUUGAGUGAAAAAAAAGGAGAAUUAGAUGAUGUAAAAAAUAUGUUAAACGAAAAAAUAAAAGAAUUUGAAACAAUAGAGGAAAGACAAAAAUUAAAAAAUACAGAUAACGAAAAUAUAAAUAUAUAUAAUAAAAAUACUAAUUUAGAAUCAUAUCAAAUUGAAAAGAAUGAAUCUAAAUUAUUGAAAAGUGAAACAGAAUUAAAAAAUGAAGAUCAUAUUUAUUAUGACAAUCAACAAAAUAUCUCUUUCACGAAUAAUGAAGAGAAUAAUUUUGAUAAAAAUGAAAAAAUGAAAACUAAUACUAUAUAUGUAGAAGAAAUAAAAAGAGAAUGUUUUAAUAUGAAUAGUAUCGAUAUAAGCAAUAUUAAAUGUGAAGAUGAUAUUAUGAUAUUAAAGGAAAAAAUAUUAGAAAAAAAUAAAUUAAUAACUAAAAGAGAAGAAGCUUUUAUUGAGGAAAAAAAUAAUUUUUUAAAACAAGUUAAUGAAUUAAAUAUAUUAAAAGAUAAUGUAUCUAAGCAAAUGGAAAUAAUAAAAAAACAAAAAGACGAACUUAAUAAAAAAGAAGAAGAAUUGAAUCAAAGAGAAAUAUAUAUAACACAAUUAAAAGACAGAAAUGGUCCAUUAAAUGAUGCAGAAAUAAAUCAGCCAAAUAUAAAUAUGUUAACAAGUUUGGAUAAAACCGAUUCUCAAUUGGAUAUACAUGAUACUACAAAUUUAAGAAUAAAUAAUUGUGAAAAUCAAAACAGUAUUAUUAACACAUAUAAUCAUAGUGAUAAUAAUAAUAUAAAUCAGACCCCAAAAAAUAAUAGAAGUGAAAAUUUUAUGCAAACAUCUCAAAUGCCAAAAAAUGUUAAUUAUAUUUCAAAUUAUACAAAAGAUAAACCAAUUAAUAAUAUAGAAGAAAUUAGUGAAAUUCUAAAUAGUAGUUUAAAAGAAGUCGAAAAAUAUAAACAUUUAUUAAAAGAUAGAGAAUUAACUAUUAGCUCAUUAAAAGCUCAAGUAGAAAAAAAUAUGUCCAAAAAUUAUUUAUGUAAAUCUGAUACUUCAAUAAUAACACAAUCAAUACAAGACAAUUCCUCUGAAUUAAUGGAGAGUAAAAAUAAUUUUUCAGAAAUUUCUCAUGAUUCAAAAUUCGAUAAAUCAAAAAAUUGUAUUCAAAGUGAAAAACAGAAACAAGGAAUCCACUUUUUAACAAAUUCGAAUAAAAUUGAUGAGAAAAGCUUUGUAGAUAUAACAGAAUUAAAUGAACAAGUUAAUGCCAAAAAUUUGAUAAUUAAAGAGUUGAUAUCUAUAUACAAAGAAAUAAGCAACAUAAAGGAAGAAUAUAGCAAAACUGUUCUUAAAAAAAAUGAAUUUAUUGAUGGGUUGCUGCUUAAAUUCUUCAAUGAUUUACAAACAAAUUAUAAACUGAAAGAGAAUUAUUAUCAAAAAGAGGCAAGCAAAAGAAAUGCUAUUAUACGAGAAAAGGAUACCCAAAUAAAUGAGCUUAAGAGCGCACUGGAUGAUAAAAAGAUAAAAGAAAUAUCGUAUAAAAAAUUGCUUUUAAAAAUGAACCAAAUAAAUGAUUCCUAUAAGUUAAAAAAUAAAAGAAGCCUUUCCACUGUAGAACUGCUAAAGCAAAAUAUAAAGCUUUUAAAUCAAGAUGCCUUAAAAAAAAAUGAGAUAACUAAUAAAUUUAAAGCCGAGCAAUGA